AUCCUAGUAAUCGUCGACGUCGUCGGAGGUGCUGUCGGUGUUGGUGUUCGGCAGAAUCGUAGUAGGUGUACAUACGAAGCGGAAAACUGAUGUGAUCUCAACACCCGGCAUUUAUUGGAAAGGAGGUGUUGGAAAAAACGGAACACUGAAAGAUACGAACAUAGCAGCAUUCGAAACAGCACGCUAUCACAGUAGCGGAAGUCUUCUUUCUUUCUUGGACACAUCGCAGUCUCCCGAGUCCCUCGUCGUGGCCCGCAGCGUUACCGAGUAGUCUACGUACACAAGAUGUCCGAGAGCAGGGACGAAAUACUUGCCGACUUUCAGAACAUAACGGCCAUAGAAGAUGUAGCCGAAGCGAUUCAACAUCUAGAAGAGUGCAAUUGGAAUUUGGAGUCUGCCAUACAGCGCGUCCUACCACAGGAUGUAGAAGGAUUGCCAGAGCCGGUUUUGUCGUUUGCGGACCAGCACGGGUUUGCAUCGCGAGCCAGUGGCACUAGUGGCGCUUCUGCUGGCGGCUCCAGUGCCUCUGGGAUGUUGAACAACGUCCUGGACCACUUUGGCGGUGGCUCGACCGGUGGGGAGGAGUUGAUGACAAACCCUUCGUCGCCGGUUAAAUCAUACGUGGCAGCUCCCGGCAACAAUGCUGACACGGGCAUGAAGGAUGUUAGUGGCGGAUGGUAUAACAUUGGAGAUGAUGCUGGUCCAUCUACAUCAAGGUCCACCAGCAGUAACGAUUUUCGAGCCGCUCUCAAUCAUCUAGACACGAAGCCGUAUGAUCUGCUGUUCAACGUGCACUUCAAGAAUGUACUGCAUCAAAUAAGCAUCUCGAACCAUGCAACGAUCGGUGAUCUGAAAGCAAAGAUUUGCAACAAGACGAAAGUCCCAGUUUGCCGACAAGCACUGAAAGGUUGGGAGCCAGGCAAGCAAAAGGAAACGGCUAACCUGUCCACACCACUGAAAGCCCUCAGCAUCGACGGUAGCAAGGAGUUUCAUCUGGUGCUGACCGAUCUUACCGACGAGGGAUGUGUAGACGACGCAGGCAUGGACGUUUUACCGCACCUUAAUCAGCAAUCCUACACGCUGCAUAUUCACAUCGAGCCGCAAAACCAGAUGCUGAAGCUCAAUUUUCCCGCCCAGCAGGACAUCCUCCACAUCAAGAAUUCGAUUCACGACAUCACCAGUAUACCGGUGCGCCACCAGGUGUGGUACGGGUGGCCGAGCAACGUGACAAACCAAACUACGCUCGCUGAGUCCGGCAUCGGUAUCGAUCACAAUUUGCUCCUAAAGUGGGACCAGAGCGCGGUCAAAGUGACCAACAUUAACAACAACAGCAGCAGCAACAGCAACAACAACAGCGGCAACCUUUGCAAUACCCACAGUCACCUGCUGAAUGCGCUCAGUAGUAGUGCCGGCACGAGUACGAACAACAGCCACAGCAGCAGCAGCAGUAGCAGCAGGGGCGCUGGGGCCAAUUUAUUCAACGUUGGCAACGACAACCUACCGAUCAUUCCAAUCGACUCGGAAAGUAGCGGGGAAGAGUUCGAGGAUGCGUCGGAUUUCAACAACGACGACGACAUCUUCACCGAGACGCCGAUCAUUAACCAGCAAAAGCGUUUAAUACCCGAUAACACAGAUGACGAGGCGAUCGGAAGUAUACAGUUUGUGGAAAAUUUCAUCGAACGGUAUGGGCCGCUGCAUCCGAUGUUUUUCCAGGGUAACCUGGAGGACGCCUUAAAGGAGGCCUGCCAUCGACCGUCGGCACGUGAUCGUAAACUAUUGGCAAUUUAUCUGCACCAUGACGGUAGCGUGCUAACGAACGUGUUCUGUGGUCAGCUGUUGGCCUGCGAAAGCAUUAUACAGAUCCUGCUGGAGCAUUUCGUUCUUUACGGGUGGGAUUUGACGUUCGAGAGCAAUAAGAAUAUGUUUUUGUCGUCUAUAUCGGCCUGCGUGGGAAUGACAGCGUCGAUAACAGUGCGCAACAUCGCGACGGACCGUUUGCCGGCAAUACUUGUGAUAUCGAAAAACCGCAGCCAAUGUGAAGUGUUCCAGGUGAUUUAUGGUAAUGUCGGUGUGGAUGAUCUGCUGUCGAAGCUCAUGGAGGCGUCGGAUAUGUAUUGCGAGCAGCUAAAGAUUGAGCUACGCGAGGAAAACGAGCGGAUGGCAAGGGAGCAGGUUAAGCUCGAGCAGGAUGCCGCUUACCGUGAAAGUCUGGAGGCGGACCGGGCAAAGCAGGAAGCCAAGCGCCAGAAGGAGAUGAUGGUGCAGUCCGAGCGACGCCGGCUCGAAUCGGAGCGAGCAGAAAAUGAAGCAAAAAGGGAGCUGAUACGGGCACAGGCGCGUAGCACCGUACCGGAUGAGCCGCAGCAGGAUGGCGGCGAAAGCAUCACCAAGAUACGGGUGCGAACACCGUCCGGUGAGAUGCUCGAGCGCAAGUUCUACAUCGAAACGCCUCUGCAGCUGCUAUUAAAUUAUAUCACGGCCGAGGGAUACCUCACUAACGAAUUUAAGGUGAUCUCAAGCUGGCCUAGAAGAGACUUAACAACGUUAGACAUGGAUAGCACGCUUAAAGAACUGAAACUGUUCCCACAGGAAACACUGAUCCUCGAGGAACGAUGAUUGAACCCCUCAUCAGUUCAACCAAGAUGCCGUCGUACUGCUGGGUGGGAAGUGGGAAAGUGCAUGAGUUGAAAAGAAGUCUUUUCCGAUUCAUUGAUCUGUUCUUUUUUUUGCUGUUCACAAUUAGUUCCUUCGAUGCUAUUUUGUUGGUUCUUAUCUACAUCUGUUCCCGCAUUUGAUUUUUUUUUGCGAAAAUAGUCUUUAACAAACAAAUCUCACUAUUUUCUUCCUUCUGCCCGAAUGAUCGACGGUGGAUCGAACUGUGUUUUGAGUAAGACCGAACGGAACGACGGUGUAGAUCAUUGUACGGUAGAUCGGAUAUGCUAAUCAUGUGGUUUAUGUUUGUGCUAUGAUAAGGUUAAAUUCGAUAGAUUCCGCUCGUUCCUAUGUACCACCAACCACAAUCACCCUCAAAGAGCACAGAUAAUGUCCAGAAGGAUAUCGCCACUACGGAUAGGAGUUUCGAACGGUAAUAAACAGUUGCACUACGAAGGUAAUUCUAGCAGUAAACGUGGGUGCCAGCGGGGCCGCCAAGAUAGAACUCGAACAAAACCAAUAGAAUCAGAUGCCCCGUAUAAACAUAAUACUUGGUAAAGAUAUAGGAUUGUAGAUCAUUUUAAGCGAUAGAUUAUUACUUCUCUUCUACUAUUCUCCCCCUUUUUAUACGCUUCUCGGGGGCAAUCGAAGAUUUUUGCACCGUGAUGCUUUGAUUUCCUUUGAUUUUCGUGUGGUAUUUCCGUUCCUUACUUGAAGGCGUAGCUGUAUAAGCGUGUGUGAAUGUUAUCGUUCAAUCUUGCUCCCCCUCCCCCCCCCCCCCCUCGUCCCUCCUCCUACUAAUCCCACGCCUGAACACCCGACUGUCGGUUGGGAGGUGGUGUCGUCAUGUUUAUCAAUAAAUUCGCAUAACUCAUUUCAUUUGUACUAAACAGGAGAGUUAGCGCGCAGCAACGCCGCGACAAGGGUGGUAUAACGUAGUAAUAUAGUGAGUAAAUGUAUGGUUUGGGAUUUUGUUACAUUCUCGCCGCCAAACAUGAGGCACCAUCCCAUCCAAGCAAUUUAAGCAGUUAGUAAGUGGAAG
Molecule: messenger RNA, 3694 nt
Organism: Anopheles coustani
Lineage: Eukaryota; Metazoa; Arthropoda; Insecta; Diptera; Culicidae
Gene: casp
Product: FAS-associated factor 1
Exons: 12
Coding region: 286-2616 (776 amino acids)
Cellular component (GO): nucleus; endoplasmic reticulum
Molecular function (GO): ubiquitin binding
Source: RefSeq, a predicted model, not a curated record